Sciurus carolinensis (gray squirrel) is the source of this 7429-nucleotide messenger RNA. RefSeq names its product beta-secretase 2 (gene Bace2). Bases 398 to 1942 code for a protein of 514 amino acids. Gene Ontology annotation, cellular component: endosome; trans-Golgi network; membrane. Gene Ontology annotation, biological process: amyloid-beta metabolic process; membrane protein ectodomain proteolysis. NCBI's taxonomy places the organism in Eukaryota, Metazoa, Chordata, Mammalia, Rodentia, Sciuridae. The record is from RefSeq and is a predicted model, not a curated record. Gene Ontology annotation, molecular function: aspartic-type endopeptidase activity. The transcript is spliced from 9 exons.
CCGUGGCCUCCGGAGCGCGUUCCGAGGAAAUUCAGGACUCGAGUUUCCCGGGGAAGAGGCGCGGCCCGAGACUAGCGAGUGGGCAGGGCCGGCGCCGGGACCCCGCGCCCAGCUGUGACCUUGGCCGCGGGGGAGGGGCCCUGCGGGGCGGCCGGCGCCCGCCAGAGGGGGCAGCGGCGACCAACUUGCUCAAGUUGGAGGCGCGGGCUGGGGCGGCUCCGGCGCCGCCGCCGCCGCCGCCUCCCCCGAGCCUCCUCCCCGGCUCCUCCGCCCCUCCUGCGCCUCCGCCGCCGGCCCGGUGCGCGGCCAGCCCUGCCCCGCAGCCCGGCGUGCCCGCCAAGUCGCUGAGCAGCCCGCGCCGGACGGGCAGGGCUCUCCUCCCGGCUCCGCCGCGGCUAUGGGCGCGCUGGCCAGGACGCUGCUGCUGCCGCUGCUGGCCCAGUGGCUCCUUCGCGCGACCCCGGCGCUGGCCCCAGCGCCCUUCACGCUGCCCCUCCAGGUGGCCUCGGCCACCCGCCACCCGGCUUCGCCCGCCACCGGGCCCGGGACCCCCGCGCUGCCGGGCGCUGAUGGCCUGGCCCUCGCCAUGGAGCCCGCUGGGGCCAAUGCCAACUUCUUAGCCAUGGUGGACAACCUGCAAGGGGACUCUGGCCGCGGCUACUACCUGGAGAUGCUGAUUGGGACUCCCCCGCAGAAGCUACAGAUCCUCGUCGACACUGGAAGCAGUAACUUCGCCGUGGCAGGUGCCCCACAUUCCUACAUAGACUCCUACUUUGACGCGGAAAGGUCCAGCACCUAUCGAUUCAAGGGCUUCGACGUCACUGUGAAGUACACACAGGGGAGCUGGACUGGCUUCGUGGGGGAGGACGUGGUCACCAUCCCAAAGGGCUUCAACAGUUCAUUCCUCGUCAACAUUGCCACUAUCUUCAAGUCGGAGAAUUUCUUUCUGCCUGGGAUCAAAUGGAAUGGAAUUCUUGGACUUGCUUAUGCCACCCUGGCCAAGCCAUCAAGCUCUCUGAAGACCUUCUUCGAUUCCCUGGUGACACAAGCAAAGAUCCCCAACAUCUUCUCCAUGCAGAUGUGUGGGGCGGGACUGCCAGUAGCCGGAUCUGGUACCAACGGAGGUAGUCUUGUCCUGGGUGGAAUCGAACCCAGUUUGUAUAAAGGAGACAUCUGGUAUACCCCCAUAAAGGAGGAGUGGUAUUAUCAGAUAGAAAUUCUGAAAUUGGAAAUUGGAGGCCAGAGCCUUAACCUGGACUGUACAGAGUAUAACGCAGACAAGGCCAUCGUGGACAGCGGCACCACGUUGCUGCGCCUGCCCCAGAAGGUGUUCGACGCGGUGGUGGAGGCCGUGGCCCGCACGUCCCUGAUUCCAGAAUUCUCUGCCGGGUUCUGGACCGGGGCCCAGCUGGCAUGCUGGGUGAAUUCCGAAACGCCUUGGUCCUACUUCCCUAAAAUCUCCAUCUACCUGAGGGCCGAGAACUCCAGCAGAGCGUUCCGCAUCACCAUCCUGCCUCAGCUUUAUAUCCAGCCCAUGAUGGGGACUGGCCUGAACUACCAGUGCUACCGAUUCGGCAUCUCCCCCUCCACCAAUGCGCUGGUGAUCGGUGCCACCGUCAUGGAAGGCUUCUACGUGGUCUUCGACAGAGCCCAGAAGAGGGUGGGCUUUGCCGCCAGCCCGUGUGCAGAGGUGGCAGGCGCUCCAGUGUCUGAAAUCUCGGGGCCCUUCUCCACCGACGACAUAGCCAGCAACUGUGUCCCCACCCAGGCUCUGAACGACCCCAUCCUGUGGAUCGUCUCCUAUGCCCUCCUGAGCGUAUGUGGACUCAUCCUCCUCAUCCUGAUCCUCCUGCUGCUGAUCCCCCUCCAGUGCCGGCACGCGGCCCGCGACCCUGAGGUCGUCAACGAUGAGUCCUCUCUUGUCAGGCAUCGGUGGAAAUGAGGGACCACGUCUGAUUCUGGUGACCUUGACCGUGGCUCUCCCCAGGACCCACGUCCAGGGUGCAGUGUGGGUUGGGCCAGGCUUCUUCCCCUGUGCAUUAGCCGGAAUCUUGGUCCUGCCCCCACACGCCUUCCAGAUUCACUGUACCUUGAUUAUUCUUGAUCUUAAAGCUUCCGGUUCUUCUUUCCUACUUCCAAGAAAAAAAUGGUAAUAAAAAAACACCUCGUUCUAAACCAAAACGGAGUGGAUCAGGCUUCAGGCUUUAUGGAACUACAAACUGUCUAGGUGUGCCAUCGAAAAAAAAGCAAGCCAUGACUAGUUAGCUUCUUUCUCUAACCUCUUGAACAAUGUGUGUGCAUAUGGGUCAUAACCCCCGAGAGCUUACAGGAGCUUUUGUAUUAAUAGUAUUUAAGGGUAUUUUGUGCCAGGCCUUGGAGGGGGUUGGGUGGUUCAGGAGGACUUCCCAACUUGAUGCAGGAGAAGCCGUCACCUGGCCCUUGCCAGCCCAUCCUGCGAAUGGGGUCUCCUUCCCACUGAGGCAGAUGGGAAAGGGGCCUGCUCUUUUGUGCCCAGUGAGGCUGUGGUACUGUCUGUGGAAAGUUAAAGCACUACCUCUUUUGACUGUGCCCAGGGUCCCAAGCCCGGGUGGGUGGGGCAGCCUGAUGCCAGGUGAGAGGGGCAGGUGCUGAGGUGGGCUCUGCGACCCCCUGCCCGUGACCGCGCGCCUCCUCUCAGCACAGGUUACUGAACGGGGCUUCAGGCGAGGAGCGCGUGCUGUGUUGCUGGCCGUUGUUUCUUUUCCCAGGUCUUCCCUGGAAGGGGCUUGGUUAGUCCCCCUGGGAAACAGCAAUGGCUGGAGGCCACACUCUGACUGCCGCAGGGAGGAUGGUGAGGGCCUGGAGCAGCCCGACGCUCCCUGUGUGUACCCCGUGCUUCACCUGCAGAACCACCGGGGCUCAGGCCGGCCGCCCAGGUGCGCUCAGACAAAGCCGCUGGCCUUGGGUGCGUUCAGGCUUUGGUGACAGGUGUUCAGCGGUGUCCUUAUUUGGGGGGCAACGCCCACUUGCUGUCACUCAUUUGAGGCCUUUGCCGUAGAGAGGUGGAGCCUUUAACUCUCUGCAGCCAGCCUUACGUGCCCCCACGCGAUCAGGAGCCCCGAGCCAGUCUCCCUUCUCUCUUCUGUGUGUGCCAAGUCCAGCACUCACUGUGCGCUGCCCUCGGGGCGGAUUGGAGGUACUGUAGGAUUCCCACCAGCAGUGCUAAGCAGCCCUCGGGCAGGCGUGUCCUUGCUGUUUGUGUGGAUGUUCAAGCCACCUGCUCUGCUCAUGAGGUCCCUGAGUCACCUCCACACUGAGAAAUACAUGACCAUGCCAAAGAGAUGUGGGGGCCACCCAGGCAGGUCAUGGUGAGCUCAAAGACGGGCAGCCCAGAGAACCAUCUGUGAGAUUCUCGUGAGGGAAGAGCUGAGCUAGCCCUUAGGCGGAAGCUGGGCACACAGACGGGAGCGGAGUGUUCUCACGUGCCCCCUGCACGCUGGCCUCUGCUCUCCGAGAGCCAAUCUUUGCAAACUGCUGCAGCACUAGACAUCUCUGGGUGUCUCGUCUUGUCUCAUUGACUUCUCCGUGGAUUCCUGUUUUGUGGGCCUCUUUGUGUCCAAGUGAAGCAGUGCCAGACGGCACCUCUCCUUUGCCGUGAAAAUCUGAACCCCUGAAAUAACAAGAGGGGUUACAGGGUGUGGCCGGCAAGCUCGGCCGCCCGUUCUGGGAUGGGCGCCCCCUGUUUCACUUGGCUCCCCAGGUUUCUGAGUGGGGACAGUUUCUGUCGUGGCAGAUCAGCACGCCCCGCUCUGGGAACACCAGAGCCUAACAGGUCGGGUUCCCAGGAGGGCCUUGGCUGGAGUUUGCCAUAAUGCUCUUUACUGCGUAUCCCAUUUCCCUACCUUUGCGUCUCGGAUGCCAUUGAAUGUGACAUUUUAAUGAGAAUGCUUAAAUUACCAAAGGAUAAUUUAGCAACAAGAGUGGAACAGACAAUUGAAUUUGGGACAUUUUCCUGGCAGGCCUGGCAGCUGAAAAUUGGACUUUGAGUCUGAACUGAGACAGUGACACCCACCUCCUCGAAUUAUGUAAAUGGAGACGGCCUGGCUCACGGCAAAGAGGUUGGCUUUGAACGGGAAGGGAAGCUGCAGCCCUUUGAGGGUGUCGUUUUCACCUUGCAAUACACCAUGGAAAGUUCUGGAAAACAACUCUGGCCUGCAAGGGGCAGCUCAGCCUUCGCGUGUUGCCAGACGCCUCGCCAGCUUCUGAAGGGGAGCAGGUUCUCUGCGAACCAGCUUAUUUUAAGCAGCGGGCUGCUUCCUCGUCUUGAUCGCUUACUCAGAAGUCUGAAAUGAAGCCCUGCCUUCAGUAACGAACUAUUUAUAAAAAAAACAGCAAGAAACCAGGUGGGGGUUGAUUCUGCUUCCCCCUCGGGAAUUUAAAGGAACCGCUGGCGUCAGAUCUGCCUGCACAUCACACACUCUUGCCUUUCUUCUGAAUCCAGAACAAGUGCCUGGUACCGAAGAAGCCAUGCCCUGCCGUGUGACCCCCGGCUGCUCCAGCUGGACACCGCACUUCUGGGCACCGGGCAGGACGCCUCCUGGUUCAUCCUGGAGCCCGGAGGUUUCAGCUGCAGGCAGCCUUGGGGUCAGUAGUGAUCAGAAUUGUGAAGGUGAUUCCCAGCAAGACAGCGGUAAGGACUCGGAGGAGCUUGGAGAAGCGGCAGCAAUUGGGGGGUUCACUCUCUCCUUUAAGAGGAGGAAGAAGAGGAGUUAUUUAAUUAUUUAGAUAAAAAUUGGGGUCUGUUAAAUUCUUCACGCCACAUUCCACUUGGUGGCUGUGCCUCACGAGAUCCCUUCCUGAGUUCUGGCUUCCUGCCGCUUCAUGUCCCUGGGAAUAAGUCACUGCCAAACUGUCUGUUUCAUAACCAGGAGUAAUUGAGUUUCACAGCCUUUAUCCUUAUUAGUGGAAACCAAAUAAUUGGGUGGAAACCCAGUAUGUUUUCUCUUGCACAAACCAUUUAGAGUUGAUUAUGGAGCCAUUCAGGGGAAAACGUGCCCUAAGAUUUAAUUUUUUUUUUUUUUUUUGAGAAAAACAGCCCAACACAAUGAAAGGUAGCUUUGUGGGGUUUGCCAAGAGAGAGACUACAUUUUUAGUGCCAGGAAAACUCCACACAUCUCUAUUGGGCUUAAAAUUUUUUAGAUUUGAACUUAUGGCUCUUUAUCAAUUAAAAAGUAAACUGGAAAAAUGCUUUCUGGGAGUGGGGAGGGGGAUAAUGCAAUUUCAAGCGUGCUGACAGAGGAAGCCAGUUUAAUUCUUUGGGGUACUGUGCUUUGAUUCUAGGCCACCUCAGAACUCGCUCUUACAGUUGCUGGAUCUGUGGAGACAUGAUUUAUUUUAGGGAUCCAGGCCCCAGAUUUCAAGAAAGCUCCACCUGGAGCCUUGUGUCCACCUCAGCAUUAACGGCCCAAGAGAAGGUGGGCCAGUAGCCUGUGUGCUGCCUGAGCCAGGGAGGGUUGUCCACUCCAAGACGGAGUGCAGGGUUAUCCGCGUUUGGUCAACUCCGGGAAGGGGCAGGACAGGAAGGGGCCAGAAGAGAGGGCCAGCCCUCAGUCUUGUGCAAAGCCACUGCAGAUGCUGUCCAGGGACACUCCCAGAGUCUUGGCCCAGCGGGCACUUCAGUCAUGUCCCAAAGGAUACCUUCAGACUGAUCGCUGUCAGAUAGGCGCCUUUAGGCAAAGGGAACUUGCUCUGUCGCCCACUUAGAAGCCUGUUCUAGUAAAUCUAGAGAGACCUGAACUGCCCAGAGGACCCAGGCCUCAGGCUGCAGGUGCGGGCUGUGCCCUGACAACUGGGGAAGGCAGGGUCAAGAGUCUGAGGUCAGGGGGACUUUGCCGGGUGACCUGUGGGGUCCGAGCUCCUGUGAAGGGGUUCUAGGGCAGAGUAAGUCAGGCCAGCCCAGCCACUGGAUGGUCCAGCAGGAGUGACCACACUUCUUUUCCUGAAAGAAGAGCUUGAGGGGAACCGCAGCCCCCAGGCCCUGCCCCCAGGGUGGCCCUGGCCCAGCAUCCCAGCGUCCAGUCCUGCUUAGAUCCGUGUUGGUCAGCCUCUGGAAGCCAGGGCAGACUGAGAAGGGCCGGGCCCUUCCCCACGGGUGAGGAGUGUUUAGGAUGAGCCGGGGCAGGCGGGACCGUCACUAACAGGAUGCACAGCACGGCCACACAGAGCGUCGCCAGUGACUGCUGUGUCACCCCAAGGACUGGGGUGGGACGCAGACCUGGUUUAAGCUGACACAGCUGUGUUUACUGUGGGGCCACUGGAUGGAGACCCGCAACCUGGGCCUCUCCUGCCACCAGCCCCUCUCUGACACUGAUAUUUGUCUGGGGUCUUCAGCGGGCGGGGAGACAAGUUCCGAUCCACAGCACACUCACAGACGGGCAAGCCCCGAGGAGCCCGGCGUCUCCCAAGGGCCAGGCUUCUUUCUUCCUGGUAAAUGCCGUCUGCAGACUCCGUGGGCAGCCUCCCGAUGUGAGUGGGUUUCCGCUUGCUGCAGCACGGGUGUCCCCUGAAGAGAAGUUCCACAAGAGUCACAUUUCUGAGGUGAGCAUCCCAGAGUGAAGUGUUCAGAGGGCAUUCAGAGGUUAUCUUCUUUUGAGAUUAGGGGGGAGCUAAUUAAGGGUCUGUUAAUCAAUAUUAAAAAUCACAAUAAAAUGUAUUAACAAAUUGUAUGCAAUUUUCUGUUCUUUGCUGCUAGGGGUAUAGAACUGGGCAUUCUCUCCCCACACACAUUUUCCUAACUGCGGAUGCAAUGUCACACAUUCUGAUCAGCAAGGGCUGAAGUUCUGCCUGGUGUAGCGAUUGCUCAGUGCUCAGAGAAUGAAUGGGACCCAAAAAGAUGUCUUUCCUACCAUUUCUGUUAAUUUUUACUGUUGACUGUUCUUAAAGUUUAGCAUGCCUGUGUCCGGGCUUCGGAAGGGGCCAUUCGUCUCCCUUGAAAGUGACGGACUCACCUGCCACACGGGCAGUCGAGGUUUUGGUUCUGGUGGAAGAACUCCCAGCCUGUACUGAAUUCUAAACAGAUGCCAAAAGUAGAACCUUGCAAAAUGUAUUUUGUGCAUAUCUCAGAUUUAUAUCCUUUAACACAUGAUUCUUAAGUGUAACUUGUAUUUCUGGCAAUGCUUAAAAUUAUUUUAUAUUUCCCUUUUGGAAUUUUCCUCCAUUUUCAGCACACUGACUUCAAUUAUAGUUGUGAUUUGAACAAGAAGAUAUUCAUUCCAUCUUAGAAGUGGCUCCGUGGCCGUGGACAAAUGUCAAAACAAUUACUGUGCAAAAAAAUGGAGUUUUCUAAAAUGAUCUUAUUUUUAUACUUACAUGUUGUACUGAUUUAAGAUAUAUACCAUUGGAAAGAAACAGAGAAUAUUGGUUUAUUUGAAUAAAUAAUACUCUAACUUGU